Neoarius graeffei (lesser salmon catfish) is the source of this 2187-nucleotide messenger RNA. It is a transcript of the gene jph3b, whose product is annotated as junctophilin 3b. Gene Ontology annotation, biological process: regulation of synaptic plasticity. The transcript has 5 exons. NCBI's taxonomy places the organism in Eukaryota, Metazoa, Chordata, Actinopteri, Siluriformes, Ariidae. Bases 1 to 2187 code for a protein of 728 amino acids. Gene Ontology annotation, cellular component: endoplasmic reticulum membrane; junctional membrane complex; plasma membrane. The record is from RefSeq and is a predicted model, not a curated record.
AUGUCCACUGGGGGCAGGUUCAACUUUGACGAUGGGGGGUCUUACUGUGGCGGGUGGGACGAAGGCAAGGCCCAUGGCCACGGCAUCUGCACGGGGCCCAAAGGCCAGGGCGAGUACGCCGGUGCGUGGAGCCAUGGUUUUGAGGUCCUGGGUGUGUAUACGUGGCCCAGUGGCAACACCUUCCAGGGCACGUGGGCACAGGGCAAACGCCACGGCAUCGGUGUGGAGAACAAGGGCAAGUGGGUUUACAAGGGGGAGUGGACGCAUGGAUUUAAGGGGCGUUACGGAGUGCGGGAGAGCACCGGGGCCAGCGGCAAGUAUGAGGGCACGUGGAACAACGGACUGCAGGAUGGAUAUGGGACCGAGACCUACUCAGAUGGAGGUACAUACCAGGGCCAGUGGGUGGGUGGCAUGCGUCACGGCUACGGCAUUCGGCAGAGCGUCCCAUACGGCAUGGCGGCCGUGAUUCGCUCUCCACUGCGCACCUCGAUAAACUCUCUGCGCUCGGAGCACAGUAACGGCACUGCGGGAACGCCAGGCACGGGGGGCGGGAUCAGCCCGGCGGCGUCACGCGGUGGCUUCGUCCUGACUGCUCACAGCGAGGCGGAGCUUCUGAAGGCCAAAAAGAAAGGCCUCUUCUUCCGGCGCUCUCUGCUCAGUGGCCUGCGUUUACGCAAGUCGGAGUCGAAGAGCUCGCUGGCCAGCCAGCGCAGCAAGCAGAGCUCGUUCCGGAGCGAAGCAGCCAUGAGUACGGUGAGCUCUGCCGCCUCAGAUGUCAACUCCACGAUCAGCCUGGGCGAGGCCGAGGGCGAGCUCCUGCCUUCCAGCACCAACGCCAACGAUGAUGCCAACGACGAUGACGGAGUGGAUGCUACGGCCACCGAGAGCUACGCGGGUGAGUGGAGGAACGACAAGCGUGCCGGCUGUGGUGUGAGUCGGCGCUCGGACGGUCUCUGUUACCAAGGCGAGUGGUUGAGCAACAAGCGCCAUGGCUACGGCUGCACCACGUUUCCCGACGGUACCAAGGAGGAGGGGAAGUACAAGCAGAACGCACUGGUCAGCGGCAAGCGCAAGAAUCUCAUCCCGCUACGUGCUAGCAAGAUCCGAGAGAAGGUGGACCGUGCCAUCGAAGGCGCAGAGAAGGCAGCCGAUAUCGCGAAGCAGAAAGCAGAGAUCGCUUUAUCCAGGACAGCCCAUGCGAGGGGGAAGGCUGAGGCGGCCAUGACGGCGGCACAGAAAGCGCAGGAGGAGUGCAGACUGGCCAGAAUCGCAGCGAAAGAGUUCUCACCUUCAUUUCAGCAUCGAGGAAAUGGAGUGGAGUGUGAGAGGCCGAAGCCACAGCCCUCGAGCGAUAACGACAUGGAGAUGAUGUCGAGCGAGACUCCAGACAGCACCGAGCUCUACAUGAAGGGUUCAACUCCUCCAGAGCUCACUCCUGACGCCAGCCCGGGUCCAAGUCCCACCUCCAAACCUCGGGCCCGCCCCAAAAACGCCCGCUUCUUGCGACAGAGUGCCGUGGAUGAUGAGAGGGGUGGAGCCUCUGAAAUUCAGGUUCUGGUGGAGGGACGAAGCCACGGAAGGCCGAGCGGACGGAGCGGAUUAGGAGAGGAAUACCCGAGAACGGUGAACACCAACGGUCACCAACGGCACUCCUCGUCCAAUCACAAGGCCUCGUCACGGGAGCACGGCUCGUCCAAUCACAAGCCGUCGUCGCGAGAGAAGUGGGCGGAGUGGACGUCGCACCGGACGCAGACGCGGCUGCUGGAGCAGGACGAGGAGAAGUUGAGCAACUAUGAGAUGGAGAUGAAGCCGCUGCAACCCAUGGACUCCAACUCCCAGAAGCCCUAUGGGCAAGGGGAGGAGCGUCACCGGGGCAAGAACCGGGGCAAGAACCGUGGAGACAGGGACAGAGAGAAGGAGAGAGAGAGAGAGGACACGGCACGGCCCAGUGUGGAGGCGAUGCAAAAGCUGGACACUCUGCGCGUGGGGGAGAAACUGGAGGCGUGGCCUCUGUGCAGGGACCUCAUGCUCUCGCCCCCGCAAAAAUCCUCACCCAUUGCACUAGAGCACGACAACGAGAAUCACACACAGCUCAAAGCCAACUCGGGCUCCAGCUCAAUUCUGGUUGUCAUGGUGAUUUUGCUCAACAUCGGAGUUGCCAUUCUGUUUAUUCACUUUUUUAUUUAA